CCGUAGCCGAGACAGCUCCCCUUCUCUUCCUGAACCGCACAACCUCAGUUUGACCGUUCUUUCUGCUCGGAAUGGGCUGAGAAAUAAUAACCCUGAUAUCUGUGUUGUGUUCUACAUCUUUCGGGCUACAUACCAAUACCGCGGCCACUGCGCGAGGCCGAAACGCUCAACUCGGAACACCAGGCAACAUUCUCAGUGUUCUCCAUCUACUCAACUACGAUCCUGUGGCCUCGGAACAUGGUCCAUGUCCUGAUGUAUCGCAAUGGAGGGCAACACCCGAGUUUUCAGUCCAGAUGACCUCCGACUCGCGCUGGGUCUCAUCUUCACGCCGGACGUCGUGCAGCCUGUCCAGAUCGGAUCCUUCCUGACCGCUCUGCACAUCGAACAUCUCGAGAGCGACCUGAAUAUCUCGCGGCAGCUGCGGAGGUCCUUCGUGGACGGCACUAAAGGCAACGGUGGAGGAUGCGAGACAGACUUUGUGGUGGACAUCGUCGGGACUGGCGGAGACGGGCACAACACCUUCAACGUGAGCACGACCGCGCAUCGUCGCUGCAGGGCUGGUGCACGGGUGAUCAAGCACGGCAGUCGCGCGUCCACCUCUUCAUCAGGAUCCGCGACCUGCUGCAAUCGCUUGGAUGUCUGUUCACUGCACCCACGCGGACACGCCCAUGCCCAUACCCGCAUCCCCUUACUUCAUCCUCGCGCCUCACUAUCACCCGCACUAGCGAUGAUAGCGCCGUACCGGAAAGCGCUCCCACACCGGACCAUGUUCAACGUCCUCGGGCCUCUGAUCAACCCAGCCUUCCCCAAAGGCAUGGUACUGGGCGUGGCAGAGCCCGCGCUCGGACCCCCGUUCGCCCACUCGCUCAGCGACGGCGGCGUGCAGCGCGCCCUCGUCGUCUGCGGGGCCGAGGGUCUGGACGAGAUAAGCUGCGCGGGCGAGACGCACGCUUGGGAGCUCGUCGACGGCAACGUCACAGAGAAGACGCUGCACCCUGAGCAAUUUGGCUUGGCGGUACACCCGCUGUCAGCGGUCGCAGGCGGGACACCCGAGGAGAACGCGGAGACGUUCAAGUUGCUGUUGAUGUCCGGAGACAAAAUUCCUGAGCGGUUGACACCCGUGCUGCACUUUGUCCUGAUGAACGCGUCGGCGCUGCUUGUCGUAGCUGGCGUUGCGCACGACUUCAAGGAUGGUGUCCAGAAGGCGCUGAAGAGCAUCACGUCAGGGGCGGCGUGGAGAGCACUGGAGGAAUUCAGGGAGACAGGCAAGGCUGCUGUGCGACAGAUUUGAUCACACUCUGGGCGAGUUUGGGAAUAGAAUUCAGAUGUAGCACUGAGGUAUCUU
Molecule: messenger RNA, 1345 nt
Organism: Fomitopsis serialis
Lineage: Eukaryota; Fungi; Basidiomycota; Agaricomycetes; Polyporales; Fomitopsidaceae
Product: glycosyl transferase
Exons: 4
Coding region: 263-1291 (342 amino acids)
Biological process (GO): L-tryptophan biosynthetic process
Cellular component (GO): cytosol
Molecular function (GO): anthranilate phosphoribosyltransferase activity
Source: RefSeq, a predicted model, not a curated record